Bipolaris victoriae FI3 is the source of this 924-nucleotide messenger RNA. RefSeq names its product carbohydrate esterase family 1 protein. Gene Ontology annotation, cellular component: extracellular region. Bases 1 to 924 code for a protein of 307 amino acids. The transcript has 3 exons. Gene Ontology annotation, molecular function: feruloyl esterase activity. The record is from RefSeq and is a predicted model, not a curated record. NCBI's taxonomy places the organism in Eukaryota, Fungi, Ascomycota, Dothideomycetes, Pleosporales, Pleosporaceae.
AUGCCACUAUCCAAACUCACCCUCGUAAUCUCCACCUUCCUCACCGCCACCCUCGCUUCCACCCAAAAAUCACGAGGCUGCGGCAUCUCAUACAACGACCUCAGCCUCGGAGCCCAAUAUGUCGAUUCCAGCGGCCAGAAUCGCAGCUACUACGUUCAUCUCCCGUCCACGUACAAGGGUGACACAGCGUACCCGCUCGUCCUCGGUUUCCAUGGCAGCUCGAGCAGCGCAAUGACGGUCCCGCUAGACACGAAUCUCAACAACGAGACGUAUUCCGGCGAUAAGAUUAUGGUGUAUCCGGAGGGUGUGGGGGGAAGUUGGGCGGGGCCGUCGUAUCAUAAUGGGACGAGUGUGGAGGAGGAUGUGCAGUUUGUAGCUGAUGUUAUUGGGGAUGUGGAGAAGAAGUUUUGUGUUGAUGAAGCAAGGGUAUUUGCAUUUGGUAUGUCUAAUGGCGGCGGCUUCGUUGGAACACUGGCGUGCGAUGAGAAGGGAAGUUCGCUUUUUGCGGGUCUGGCGGUGCAUUCGGGCGCUUUCUACACGGAUAUCAAUGGGCCUGAUAAUGGGUGCGCGCCGUCGAAGGAGGUACCCUUGCUGGAAAUCCAUGGUGGAGCUGACAAGGACGUUCCGUAUGCGGGCGGCAAGGGUGAAGGCGGCGAAUUGCCUUCAAUCUUCAACUGGCUGAACUGGUGGGCGCUGCGCUACAAGUGUGAGAGCAGCAGUGUGAAUAUUACAUUUGGGAGCGAGGUGCGACAUUGGUCCUGGGGUUGCGGUGGGAAAUCUGGUCUAAUACAGCAUUACGAAGUUAUGCAUUUGGGCCAUGCUUGGGCUGAUACCGAACCCAAUUUCUCGCAAUCGUAUGCGCAACAAGGACCUACGGUCAUUCAAGCGAGCAGAAUCAUCAUGGAUUUCUUCGGCUCGGUUUGA